Messenger RNA from Encephalitozoon cuniculi GB-M1, 618 nucleotides. Its product is annotated as dihydrofolate reductase. The record is from RefSeq and is marked provisional. Gene Ontology annotation, cellular component: mitochondrion. The transcript has a single exon. Lineage: Eukaryota; Fungi; Microsporidia; Unikaryonidae. Gene Ontology annotation, molecular function: dihydrofolate reductase activity; NADP binding. Gene Ontology annotation, biological process: tetrahydrofolate biosynthetic process; dihydrofolate metabolic process; folic acid metabolic process. Bases 1 to 618 code for a protein of 205 amino acids.
AUGCUUGCAUUGGUCGUUGCCCUUGCUAGCCACCGCGGAAUAGGAAAUGCCAAUGCCCUUCCAUGGCCACGGCCCCUGGCUGCUGACAUGGCCUGGUUCAGGACACUCUCCCAGAGCAUCCCGCUCAUCUCCCCAGACCGCAUCGCCCUUGCCCCGUCUGCAUCCAAUGCCGUUGUCAUGGGCAGGAGGACGUGGGACUCCAUCCCCUCCAGGUUCAGGCCCCUUGCCAACCGCAUCAACGUCGUCCUGUCGAGAGGCCCUGCCAGAAGCACAGAAAACACCUUCUUCAUCCAGACCUUCGAGGCCCUCGACUCCCUGCCCCUCCCGCCGUCGUCCAUGACAUUUGUGAUCGGAGGGCGCGACGUCUACAGCCUUGCACUCGAGAGCGGCAGGCCCCACCUUAUAUUUGCCACCGAGGUCUUCGAGUCUCCCGAGUGCGACGUGUUCUUCCCCCACAUCGACUGGGCAUCCUACGAAAAGCGAGACAUCACCCGGGACGUCUCCAGGCUCAUAGACCGCACACUCGCGAGUGCCUUCUACAGCCCCGAGACGGCCACCUUUACAGAGAACGGGACCUCCUUCAAGAUGUUUCUCUACACUAAACCGGAGACCCGCUAG